AUGCCCCUGGUGAGCUACAAUAUUAUGCUCAACAUAUAUGCUACUGCAGGACUAUAUUGUGAAGCAGAGGAACUUUUCCAUGCCAUGCAGAGAGAUGGUUGGUCACCUGACUCUUACACUUACCUUGCCCUGGUUCGAGCUUAUACCGAGGGAUUGAAAUACUCUGAAGCAGAGAAAGCCAUCUUUUCAAUGCAAAAGCAACGAAUUUCCCCUUCCUGUGCUCACUUUAACCUCUUACUCUUAGCUUUUGCGAAAGCAGGUUUAAUUGCAGAGGCUCAAAGGGUUUAUGGGGAACUUAUUGCGGCAGGAUUAACUCCUGACCUCAAAUGUAAUCAGAAUAUGCUUAGAGGUUACAUGGACUAUGGUCAUGUGGAAGAAGGUAUCUCUUUCUUUGAAAGAAUUUGUGGGUCUGUGGAACCAGACAGGUUUGUUAUGAGCGCUGCUGUGCACUUUUACAAGUUGGCUGGCAUGGAACUCAAAGCUAAAGGUGUUUUACAUACCAUGAGUAGUAUGGGCAUUCCAUUACUGAAAAAUCUUGAAGUUGGAUCGAAGAGAAGCUCCCUGAUAUGUCAGAAAUAA
Molecule: messenger RNA, 579 nt
Organism: Ilex paraguariensis (yerba mate)
Lineage: Eukaryota; Viridiplantae; Streptophyta; Magnoliopsida; Aquifoliales; Aquifoliaceae
Source: the annotation of a GenBank genome assembly